Glycine soja is the source of this 1672-nucleotide messenger RNA. RefSeq names its product TOM1-like protein 5. Gene Ontology annotation, molecular function: phosphatidylinositol binding; ubiquitin binding. Lineage: Eukaryota; Viridiplantae; Streptophyta; Magnoliopsida; Fabales; Fabaceae. The transcript is spliced from 5 exons. The record is from RefSeq and is a predicted model, not a curated record. Gene Ontology annotation, biological process: protein transport to vacuole involved in ubiquitin-dependent protein catabolic process via the multivesicular body sorting pathway. The coding region runs from base 917 to 1390 and encodes 157 amino acids.
AAGAAUAGGUGCUGAAAUUGUGGAAUGCAGCCAGGAAAGCAAUAAUUGAUCUUGUUGAUCCCAAAGUCUGAACACUUCAGUGACUCUGCCAGCAUUUGCAUCUUCAAUGGUGGCAAACCUUUGCGGAAUCUGAACCUCAUGAAUAAAAUGAAGCAAAUUAUAACCAUGAAUUAUAGGUUCCACCUGCGACUUCCAAAACAGAUAAUUUGUCGAAUCAAGCUUUUCAGUAAUGAUGUGAUUUAGAUUGGUGUUCACUGGAACAGGAUGCACAGGUGGCACAGCACCGCUGUGCGGUGGAUUGGGGUCACCACCACCACCAGUAACAGGUGUAGCCAUGAGUGAACGAAGAAAAACAGCCAAACACCACACGCGGAAACAGAAAAUACAAUCGCACAAGCAAAGAACAGAAUCGCAAAGCAGGAAAAACGAACCAAACAGAAUCGGAAUCAAUGCAGAAACAUCUUGUGAUGAACUCUGAUCGUAAGGAAAAACUCAAUCGCACCACAAAAAUUGGGAAAAACAGAUUGAAUCGAGCAAAAGGCCCAGAAAAAUCAACUCAGUAGAGUGAAAGGCUCAGAAAGGAGAAGAGAAUCGAGCAAAGCUCGGAAAAAGAGAAAAUAUCAGAGAUUCUUCUUCUAGAUCGAAACCUGAAGCUCUAUGAUACCAUGUUGAGUUUCUGUUAUUGAUUCGGAAUGUGAAAAAUUAGUUACAACAGUUUGCAUCUCUCUGUAUAUAGAGAUCAACAGAAAACUAACUACAGCAGUUAAUCCAUCAUGGUUAACUGUGAACUAACCAAACAGAAGUGAGAGCUGUACAAACACAGCUGUGCAAACCAAAAUACAAAGAGAAGAGUAAGAUACUCUAAUAGUGAUUGACAGGAUCUGUAGAAACCCUUUGCUAGACAACUCUAAUCUAAAUGAUUUUAUUAUGCAUUAUUCAAAAGGCUAGCAAUGCAUUAGAAGUACUAAAAGAGGUCCUUGAUGCUGUUGAUGCUCAAAAUCCUCAGGGAGCAAGGGAUGAAUUCACCCUUGACCUUGUAGAACAAUGUUCUUUUCAAGAACAAAGGGUUAUGCAUGUUGUGAUGGCUUCUCGGGAUGAAAGGAUAAUUUCUCGAGCAAUUGAAUUGAAUGAGCAACUUCAGAAAGUUCUUGCAAAACAUGAUGACCUUCUUGCUGGCAGAGUUACAAUGACCACCACUCGAUUUGACCAUGAGGAGGAAGAGGAGGAGCCUGAACAGUUAGUCCAAAGAUUACUGGCGGGAAGGGAAAGGCUUGUGCAAGGGCCUGAAGAUGAGGACACUGAAACCGACAUCCCUCGUUUGGGUUUGCUUAGAGAGAGUCCACUAAUACGACCACCCACUCUCAAUAGAGUCACCAUCCCGAGAAGUUGAUACUCGUUCUCCACCAGUUGUGAUCCCGCCAUCUCGAGAAGCUGAUUCCCAAUCUUCACCUGUUGUGAUACCACCUCCUCGGUCGAAACAGAAUGGGGAGGUUCCUCAUCCAGUGGCAAUUCCACCCCACCUGCAAAGCACAUUGAGAGGGAGAGGUUUUUUCAGGAGAACAAGGAUGGUUCUAAUUUGUCUGGCCACAUGAGAGGUAUCUCCUUACAUAGUCGUAAUGGCAGCAGCUCUCGAAGUGGAAGCAUUGAUUUUAGGGACUGAUCUCUUGACAAC